Bubalus bubalis (water buffalo) is the source of this 2085-nucleotide messenger RNA. RefSeq names its product nascent polypeptide-associated complex subunit alpha, muscle-specific form-like. The transcript has 8 exons. The record is from RefSeq and is a predicted model, not a curated record. The coding region runs from base 1 to 2085 and encodes 694 amino acids. NCBI's taxonomy places the organism in Eukaryota, Metazoa, Chordata, Mammalia, Artiodactyla, Bovidae. Gene Ontology annotation, molecular function: DNA binding.
AUGUCUACCGACCACUUUGGGGACGGAGCCGAGUGCUGGACCUUUGGGAAGCUGGGCCCCACCCCAAACAGGGACACCCUACCUGAAGCCUCAAGAGCGGGCGGGGGCAAUCGAGGCCAAGGGACGUGUGUGGAAUGUGAAAAGGCGGGAAAACCCAGCGCGGUUUGGAAGGCAAGGCAGUUUGGGAAAGGGGGCGUGGCCGGCCACGUCAAAGGGACCCAGGGGAAUUCCCGGGCAGUUCGCUCUGUGGGCACUGCUGACGGCCCCUGGGCCCGGGGUCAGCAGUCUGCAGCGUCCGUGCGGCUCUCCCGCCAUGGCUUCGUCCGGCUCCUCCAGCACCUCACGCGGUACGUUUGCCCUCGGUCCCUGGGGUCGGAUCGCGUCUCAGGGGACCCGUGGAUCGCCUCGGCCACGGGUUCACGGCAAACGGGUCGGCCCACCACCGAGAAUGGCAGGGACCGAUCGGCUGGGGCCACGGUUCCCAGGAGUCAGUGUUGUGGUCUUCGGCGGGCGGGACUUCUUGCCGCCUCUGUGUCGGGGCUGGGUUUGGUUUCCUUUCUGCCUGCUGGCGUUUCUUGCAUUCCGGCCUGGGUGGGGGUCGGGGGUACCGCCCUUGCCUCUCAGCCUGGCUGUCGGGGUGUAGCCAAGCGACUUCCAGAUGCACACCCGUGCCCGGGCUCCCGGCUCUGCUCAGGCACAGGGGCAACUGCCCCUGGGCGGGGAGCACGCUUGGGCUCCUCCGCCGAGUCCUCCCCCAGGUGCUCUGGUCUGAGACGCUUCCCUUUCUUCUCUCCUUCCACAGGCCCCAUCGCCACAGGAUCUCGAAGGAGGAGGCUCGUUCUGAAGCCGAGCCAGAAGGACGCCCUGCAAGCGCUCUUUCAACAGAACCCCUACCCUGGGAUAGCGACCAGAGAACGACUGGCCCGAGAGCUCGGCAUUGACGAAAGCAGAGUCCAGGUCUGGUUUCAAAACCAACGAAGAAGACGGUCAAAGCAGAGCCGAUCGCCGUCUGAACACGUGCACCAAGAAGGGGAAGGGGGGCCAACGUCGCCUCCUCGACCUCAGUCUUCCUCUCAAGAAGCCUCGGCCAGAGAGGCCCGGAGAAAGAGGACAGUCAUCUCUCCUUCUCAGACAAGGAUCCUCGUGCAAGCCUUCACGAGGGAUCGCUUCCCGGGGAUUGCCGCCAGGGAGGAACUGGCUCGUCAGACGGGAAUCCCAGAACCUCGCAUCCAGAUAUGGUUUCAAAACCGAAGAGCUCGGCACCCCCAGCGGAGCCCAAGCGGGCCCGGCAACGGCCGGGCCCAGGGGCCCAGCGGCGCAUCAGCCACGACGACUCCUGCUCCAGAGGACCGAAGGGCCCCACCCGCUGUCCAGAGCACCUCUCCUCCCCUUCGCCCCUCUCAGCCACAGGAGAGCAUGCCACCCUUGGCUGCAGCUGCUCCUUUUGGGGCCCCCACUUUCUGGGUGCCCGGGACUGCCUCUGGGGUCUGUGUGGGCCAGCCGUUGAUGAUCUUCAUGGUCCAGCCCAGCCCGGUGGCUCUCCAGCCAAGUGGGAGGCCACCGCCUCCUCCCCGGGGAGCAGUUCCCUGGGCCGCGCGCUCCCCUGCCGUCACGGCCCCCGGGCAGCCCGGGCAAGGGGCCAUCCCGCCGCCUCCACAGCCGGAGACACACAUCCCGCGGUGGCCGGAGUCACCCUACGGUGAAGGCACGGCCCCUCCGCUAGAGCCACAGCCCCAGCCCCCCAGCCUUCCGAGCUCGACGAGCCUCCUAGAUGAGCUCUUGGCGGCCACGGGCGCCCCGGACACGCAGGCGCCCGCCCCGGGGGCCGCUGCCGACGAAGGGGUGGACCCUGCCCUCCCAGGGCCACCCAGCUUCCUAGACGAGCUCCUGGCGGCCACGGGCACCCCGGACACGCCGGGGCCUUCCACGCGGGCCUCUGUCGUCGCAGCGCAACAGCCGGCUCUCGCCGGCACGCCCAGCCUCUUAGAGGAAGUCUUGGCUGCCACGGGCAUCCGCGCCACGCCGGGGCCUUCCCUGGGGCCCUCUGCCGAUGAACGAGCACACCUCGCCCUCCCAGGCCCAUAG